Molecule: messenger RNA, 2502 nt
Organism: Ramularia collo-cygni
Lineage: Eukaryota; Fungi; Ascomycota; Dothideomycetes; Mycosphaerellales; Mycosphaerellaceae
Exons: 9
Coding region: 1-2502 (833 amino acids)
Biological process (GO): protein autophosphorylation; phosphorelay signal transduction system
Molecular function (GO): histidine phosphotransfer kinase activity; phosphorelay sensor kinase activity
Source: RefSeq, a predicted model, not a curated record
AUGAGGGACGAUGCGCCGUUCCCAAGCCAUGCAGACCAGGACUCCAUCUGGCAACGUUCGCCCUUGGGACCACUCACAACAUGGCCAGAGUCCUUGCGGGCCUACUUUCUGACCGCAUGUGAUUUGCCUGAUCCUGCCGCGAUCUUCUGGGGCGAAGACCACAUCCUACUCCGGAACUCGUCUUGGGGAGAAGCACAGUCAAUCAUCCGGGAGCAGGGUCAACCACAGCGACAUGUCCUCUCCAAGUCGCUGCGAGAGGCGCUGCAAAGUGCAACACGAAGCAAAGUUUCCCAGCAGCAUCGAAACGGUGACGUUUUCGACGAACUUGCUUCUGGGUGUCGCGAUGUAAACAAUGUAACACUCAGUCCUCUUCGUGCAGGGGGCGUGCUGGUGCAUCUCGUUCGACCACAUCAAUUAGACUCCGGCUCCAACCCAAACACAGACUCGGAUGCGAACGAGCACCCCAAGGAGAGCGAUAGACCGAAUGACAACAUCCCGCUCAACGAGCACCCAUUCUUUCGGCGCUUCUCCGAGCUAUUACCAUCAGGAUUGGCCAUACUCGACCGGAAUGCCAAGGCCGUUUUUGUAAACCAAAAGUUUUGGGACCUGACGACUCUUCAAGACGAUGAGCAAUUCACUUCCUGGCCACAGAGCAUCCAUCCGGACGAUUAUGACAGAGUCAUGGGUGCUUACCACGAAGCGUUCUCCUCACAAAAAGAGCUCAGGAUCGAGUUCAGAGCGAGGGACGACCCUCAACCCUGGCGACUCUUGCUGCUGACUCCGCUAGGGGAUGAACAACCCUAUCAGCUCAGCACACGCGAUCGCGGUGGCUUUAUCUGCAGUAUCAUCGACAUCAGUUCCGAAAAGCAUGCAGAAUUGACUGAGAGGAAAGCAGCGCAGCAGGCUCAUGAACGUAAGGAGCAGCAGGAGCGUUUCAUCGACAUGAUAUCUCACGAGAUAAGAAACCCCCUCUCCGCAGUAGUACAUUGCGCUGAAGACAUCGGUGAGGCAAUCGGAGAAAACGGCAGUGCUACAAAAGACGUCGACGUUGGUAUGAUUCGCGAGGCACUCGCAACGAUCAAUCUCUGCGUAAAGCAUCAGCGCAACAUUGUCGAUGAUGUGCUGUCGUUCAGUAAGCUGGACGCCUCUUUACUUUCACUGAGACCGGCAAUCUGCGAGCCUUCAAAGGCUUUAGACACGACACUGAAGAUGUUCCAGCAUGAAUUUCGGAAACAGAAGCUGCAAUUUAGUUUCCAUGUAGAGCCGGGGUACGACGCUAUACCUGUUGGUAGCGUACUGGCCGAUAUGCCACGGAUCGGGCAGGUGCUGAUCAAUCUUAUGACGAAUGCAAUCAAGUUCACCCAGCGUGGCAAUGGUGAGAAGCUCAUAUCCUGUGCUGUUUCGGCAAGGGAGACUCGACCAGAGUCCUACCCUCCAGAUAUAGUGUUCUUCAGAUCGGAGAAUCUCUCGAAAAUGGACGCCACAAACAACAGGGAUUGGGGCGAAGGCGAUGCAUUAUACAUCAUGGUAGCCGUCAAGGACUCCGGAAUAGGGAUUUCCAAAAGCAAUCAGCAACGAUUGUUCGAACGAUUUCGACAAGCAACCCCGAAGACUGGCGUCGACUAUGGCGGCAGUGGCCUCGGCCUCAACAUCUCGCGAAAAAUUUGCCAGCUGCACGGUGGGGAGAUUGGUGUUUCAUCAGUUGAAGGAGAGGGCAGUACGUUUGGAUUCUUCUUCAAAGUUAGACGAUUUCAAGACAACGAGAAUGGUGAGGGUACAGCACGGCAGGACAUUGACACUGAGGCGAGGCUGCGUGAGAGCGUCCAAGACGGUAUAGACCAGGCCACAACGGUUCCAGAAAUUGGGACAGAACCAUUCGAAUGGACAUCUACCCCCUCAAAGGAGCGCGCAUCGUUCUUUGACAUUCCUGAGGUGCGAKGGUCCUUUAUGAGCGCCAAGGAAAAUGGAGAUAGUGCUGUGGAACAAACACAAUCCGGAAGCGCAAAUUCGACAACUAGCGACUUCCAGAAUGGAGGCUCCGACCAGGUCAAGCCAGGCGGGACGGCAGUAUCACGUCCCCAGCACGUGCUACUUGUAGAAGACAACAAAAUCAACCAGCGGCUUCUCUCUCGGAAGUUGGAGAAGAAAGGCUUCAAAGUGACGACAGCGAACGACGGGCAAGAAGCCGUCUCGAAAGUGCAGGACGCACACGAGAGUCACGACGACAACCGUGCUUUUGAUACAAUUCUAAUGGACAAGGAGAUGCCUAUCCUAGAUGGUAAUUCAGCGACACGAGAGAUUCGAGAGAUGGAGCUCCGCGGCCAGCUCCCGCGAGCGCCAAUCAUCGGCGUCACCGCGAACGUGAGGGGUGAGCAGCAAGAUGAGAUGAUCACCAGUGGAAUGGAUGAUGUGAUCUCCAAGCCGUACGAAAUUGACGAGAUGGUUACCAAGAUCCGCAAGCUCAUGAAGGGUCAAGAAGACGACAAAUCUGCGAAGUCAUAG